Molecule: messenger RNA, 306 nt
Organism: Entamoeba dispar SAW760
Lineage: Eukaryota; Evosea; Mastigamoebida; Endamoebidae
Exons: 2
Coding region: 1-306 (101 amino acids)
Source: RefSeq, a predicted model, not a curated record
AUGAGAAUUAUUAUCAUUAUUAUAAACACCCAUAUUCAAUACAUUGUUUAUUAUAUUCAAAUUUAUAUCAUUAUUCACAAUAUGAUAUUACACAUUUUCUACUUUAUUAUCUCCACUUUUAUAUCAUCAAUGUUCUUUAUCAAUUUCUCUAUCAAAUUUAUCAUCUCUUUUAUCUAUUCUUUUAUUCUUUCACUUUCAUUUUGUUUUAUAUUUUUAUAUUAUCUUAUUUGUUUCUUCUUCAAGUCAUUUGAUAUUAUAAUUCGAAUAUUCAUAAAUAUUUAUUCUUUCGUCAUUACUGUAUCUUAG